Messenger RNA from Papilio xuthus (Asian swallowtail), 1605 nucleotides. RefSeq names its product protein KTI12 homolog. Lineage: Eukaryota; Metazoa; Arthropoda; Insecta; Lepidoptera; Papilionidae. The transcript has 4 exons. The coding region runs from base 114 to 1025 and encodes 303 amino acids. The record is from RefSeq and is a predicted model, not a curated record.
UCAUUUAUGUCACUGUCACUCAAUAACGUGACAUUUUUGACAUUUCACGACAUAAUUGUUCACUAUAAUUUAAGGUUAUUUUGUUAAACAAAAAAUGUAAAUAAGACCGCAAAAUGCCCUUAAUUAUAAUAUGUGGAACACCAGUAAGUGGUAAAACAACUAGAGCAAAGGAACUCAAAGAAUUUUUCGAGCAAAAACAUGGGAAACGUGUUGAGAUUAUAUCUGAAGAAGAAGCAAUAAUAAUUUUAGGAUAUGAAAAAAACUCCACGUACUUGGAUUCACAGAAAGAGAAAAGAGUUAGAGGACAUCUAAAGUCAGAGGUUAUUAGACUAAUAGGCAAAGACAGUGUUGUUAUUUUGGAUGGAAGCAAUUAUAUCAAAGGUUAUCGCUAUGAACUUUAUUGUGCAUCAAAGGCAUGUAAAUCAACACAGUGCACCAUUUAUACUAUACGUAAUCAUGAUGAAGCAUGGGAAGAUAAUAAGAACAUGUUAAAUAAUGCUAAUAUAAAUGAAAACAUUGAUGUACCAAGAAAUAAUAGUCCACUAAACAAGCAGCCAGUAGCGUAUACUGAAGAAGUAUUCAAUGCAUUGACUAAAUUUAGAUUUGAAGAACCAAACUCAAACCACAGAUGGGAUAGUCCACUGUUUACUGUACAGCCAAGUGACAAUCUUGAUUUAGAUGCUAUUUAUAGUGUUCUAUUUGAAAAGAAGCCACCUCCGCCAAAUAUGAGCACACAAAAUCCACCACUCAGUGCCACAAACUUCCUCUAUGAAUUGGACAAAGUUACACAAUCAAUAUCGAAACAGAUUUUAGAUGCCAAACAACUGAAUAUGGAUGAGGUAAGAUUCCCUGACUAUCCAGGCUGCUCAUUAGAAGCUGGAUUUAUCCAAAAUAUUAAUCCUCAGAAACUAUUGAGAUUUAGAAGACAAUUCUUAACAUAUGCCAAGAUGAAUCAUUCAAAUGAAGAGACAAAUAAAAUUGGAAGAUAUUUUAUACAAUAUUUAAAUAAAACACUUACAGAUUAAUAUCUUAUUUAUUUUAUAAACUGUAUACAACUUUAGCUUAAACAUAUUGACAAAUUUUGACGUGUUAUUAUAUGGAUAGUCAGUCAGUUCCCGUGACUUUUGCUUGGAUACCUAGCAAUCACAUGCAGAUUUAAUAUAAGUUAUGUUACACGUACAAUAUGUGCCAGUCAUGGCGUUUUAAUAACCAUAGACUAUGUUUCCCAAUGUUUAAAUGUCUUUUAUGAAAACAGACAAUUUAGUUAAUAAUAAUAGUGGUGAUACCAUAUGUAUAUACAACAUUUGUAUUCCCAGUCUAAAUCUACAAUGAAUGUGGUAUGUAUGGUAAAAAUAACCAAGAAUUGACCAUUUUUAAAUGACAUGUACUUUUAUAUGAAUCUAUAGUUUAUAUAUCACAGGCUAGGCCACAAACUAAACGGAUUCUAAUCACAGAUUUGAGAUCUUUAUCCCAUACCUCAGAGGUAAAGAAAUAUUGUCCAACCUAGAUAAAACUCCAAAUAUUCCUACAAACAAUGAAAUAUAGACAUAUCAAUAUCUAUGACAUUUAUUUCAGCAAUGAUUACACAAUAAAAUUAAAAAAAAA